AUGCCUUGCAACUUCUUCAGAAUUUUUGAUUUCCAGAUAUGGCAGCGGCCAAGCCAACCCACCAACCAGCAACAACCUCAGAUUGAGGUGGACGACGAGUCCAAAGUCUUCUGCAUCGAAUUUCACAUGCUUAAGGUAAAUCAACAGAAGAACUACAUCGGCAACAGCCAAGAACCAGUGUCUUCCUACGAAGAAAUUACAUCCGAUAUUGAAAGAUUGUUAUGGCUUUCCAAACAUGAAGUGAUGUCGCAAGAUAUCGAUGGUGAUUGCUUGUACUCUUUGCUUAGAGAGUUCGAGAUCCCAGUGGAAGAUCAUGCUACUAUGGUACAACAAGUUGCUGGAUUGGCUGGGACAUCGAGGAUGCCCAUUGUUGUGGACAUAAUAUACGUGGAGUUAACGGAAAUAGAGGCGCCUAUUGUGGAUUUGGUGCUCGAUUACGAUACCAUAAUCUUGGACUCCAUGGAGACUUAUAAGCCUAAGUCCAUUCCAGCAACUAAAUCUUCUAUUGAGGCCUUGGAGAAGAUUAGGUUUCAGCCAAGUUCAAACUCAAUUCAAGAAUGUAGCAUCUGCUUGGAAGAGUUUCAGAUACGUUUCGAAGUCACUAGCAUGCCGUGUUCACAUGUUUAUCACGGAAAAUGUAUCGGCAAGUGGUUGCAGACAAGUCACUUCUGUCCUUUGUGCCGAUACCCAAUGCCAAAUAAUGCAUGUUGA
This is a messenger RNA of Quercus lobata, 711 nucleotides long. Its product is annotated as E3 ubiquitin-protein ligase Praja-1-like. The record is from RefSeq and is a predicted model, not a curated record. Gene Ontology annotation, molecular function: ubiquitin protein ligase activity. Bases 1 to 711 code for a protein of 236 amino acids. NCBI's taxonomy places the organism in Eukaryota, Viridiplantae, Streptophyta, Magnoliopsida, Fagales, Fagaceae. Gene Ontology annotation, biological process: protein ubiquitination. Gene Ontology annotation, cellular component: cytoplasm. The transcript has a single exon.